This is a messenger RNA of Musa acuminata subsp. malaccensis (wild Malaysian banana), 1324 nucleotides long. RefSeq lists its product as uncharacterized. The record is from RefSeq and is a predicted model, not a curated record. Lineage: Eukaryota; Viridiplantae; Streptophyta; Magnoliopsida; Zingiberales; Musaceae. Gene Ontology annotation, molecular function: protein-folding chaperone binding. Gene Ontology annotation, cellular component: cytosol.
GAGAAGGACGCAGCAUAAAAAGAAUCCCAAGUGAAGCAGCAAGCAGCGACUAACACGCACGCUACGAAGGCAGCUCUCUUCCUUUCUUGCCCUUCAAGAGAUUGCAAGGGCGAGAGGAGACCGAAGAGCGCGACCGAUGGGAUUGGACUACUACAAGACGCUGGGAGUCGACCGCAAUGCCUCCGACGACGACCUCAAGAAGGCCUACCGCAAGCUCGCCAUGCGAUGGCACCCCGACAAGAACCCCGACAACAAGAAGGACGCCGAAGCCAAGUUCAAGCAGAUCUCUGAAGCCUAUGAUGUGCUGAGCGAUCCUCAGAAGAGGGCAAUUUACGACCAGCACGGGGAGGAAGGGCUCAAGGGCCAAGUCCCGCCUCCCGGCGCUGGGCCCUCCGAGUUCUUUGGCGGUGCUGCCGGCACCAAGUUCAGGUUUAACCCCAGGAGCGCUGACGAGAUCUUCUCCGAGUUCUUCGGCGGCUCUAGCCCUUUUGGCGGAGGCAGCAGCGGCGCCAAGUUUGCAGAUGUCUUUGCUGCAUUUGGGAGCGGGCGCAGCGGAGAAGCCUCUGCGAGUGCUCUGAGGAAGGCGCCCGCGAUAGAGAGGGUUUUGGUUUGCAGCCUCGAGGAUCUGUACAAGGGGGCCACCAAGAAGAUGAAGAUCUCGAGGGAUGUUAUUGACGCUAGUGGGAAACCAACUACUAUAGAGGAAAUAUUGACGAUCAAUAUCAGGCCUGGUUGGAAGAAGGGCACAAAAAUCACAUUCCCAGAGAAGGGCAAUGAACACCGAAACUUGAUUCCUUCAGAUCUGAUCUUUAUCAUUGAUGAAAGGCCACAUGGUGUCUUUAAGAGAGAUGGAAAUGAUUUGUUCGUCAGCCAAAAAAUCUCUCUUGUUGAAGCCCUCACAGGUUAUACUGUACAGCUCACAACUCUAGAUGGUCGGAAUCUUACUAUUCCUAUCAAUUCGAUAAUCAGCCCCACCCAUGAGGAAGUUGUUCAGGGAGAAGGGAUGCCAAUCACAAGGGAAGCACCUAAGAAGGGUAACUUAAGGAUUAGAUUUCAAAUUAAGUUUCCCACUAGACUUACACCUGAACAGAAGGCUGGCAUCAAGCAACUGUUGGCUCCUUCCUGAUUGGCCGGCAUAUACCUUUAUGACACUGAAUGUAUAUUACUUAAUGCCCCACAUCGUGGUUUUUGGAAGAUCAAGAAUUUAAGAUGGACUGUAAUUUUCUUUUUUUUGUUUUUUCGAAGUAACUUUAUGAGACUCUUUUCUAGUUUGCUUAAUGACGUAGGUCAAGUUAAUUUGCUGAUUGUAAAGAUGUUUGGUCUA